Molecule: messenger RNA, 5335 nt
Organism: Vanrija pseudolonga
Lineage: Eukaryota; Fungi; Basidiomycota; Tremellomycetes; Trichosporonales; Trichosporonaceae
Product: Sensor histidine kinase TodS
Exons: 15
Coding region: 103-5316 (1737 amino acids)
Biological process (GO): protein autophosphorylation; phosphorelay signal transduction system
Cellular component (GO): plasma membrane
Molecular function (GO): phosphorelay sensor kinase activity; histidine phosphotransfer kinase activity
Source: RefSeq, a predicted model, not a curated record
CCCGCGCGUUGUCUUCGCUGCUCGCUGUACAUAGCUACACCACACUCGGCGAAUGGUACUCUUGUGAUACAAACCCCCCCGCACAUCAAUGUCGCCGUCGCCAUGAACACCGAUCCGCUCACGGCGCUCGAGAAAGCGGGCAUCGACCUGGGCGACCUGCCGUAUAGUUAUCUCGAGCAAUACCCCUACCCCGCGCUCGUGCUCAUCUUCGGCGUGCCGCUCUACGGCGAGAUCCACGCGUCGCAGUGGUCGCUGGAGAACAUCCAGCCCCUGUCGCCCGUGUGGACCAACACCACCUGGAAACGCUUCACCGGUAACCGGCAGUCGCUGCUACAAUGCCUCACGCCGUCAUCGGCGCGGCGGCUAAGCCUCUGGCUCACGGGCCAGACGGAUGCUGCGUCGUUCGUGUCCCCUAGCGUGAGCGUUCGCAGCGGUAGUAGUAGUGGCGAGCCCGCCCGCUCGCCCGACGAGACCCAACAACCAGCAGACACGACAGGCCCGACCCUCACCCUCGAGUUCAGAUUUGGCUCCUCCAAAGCCAAGCUCAUGCUCGCCAAGACCGUGCAGCCUGUGUACCGCAUCGGCGCGGACGGCGUGCGCAAGAUUGUGCGCACGCACGAGGCGGCCAUCGUCACCACCAUGCCCUCGGGCCAAGUGCGUCUCCAGCUGCCGUCUGCCCGCCGCAGGUCGUUCGGCACUUCGUACGACCCCAUCCCAGAGGACGACAUUGGCGGCGAGACCCCGCCCUCGACGGACAAGGUGCCGCUCACGUCGAUAUCGUCCGAAUCACCAAGCAGCCUGCUCUCGUACCCCUCGUCAGACCCAGUGCCGCCCCGCGGCUCGUUCAUAGGCACGACCGCUAAUGGCCGGGUGGCGCCGUCGUCAUCAGGAGGGAUACUGCCGCGGCAGUCGAGCUCAACGUCUCACACAUCCGGCCCGAUGACGGACGAGCUAGACGGUUGGUCCGCGCGCGCGGCGUCGAGCAGCAAGUCAGCGCCAAUAUCCCUGCCUGGAUGGCGGCCGGGCCAGACGAUUGAGCUGAACCAGGACGGGACGGCGAGAGCCGUCAAGUCGGUGUUUGGAUACGGCGAGAACGGGGCGGACGACGACGAUGACGAGGGCGAUAAGCCGCCAGAAGCAUCAAGUAAGGAUGUGGCCCACCUCCUCGAGACGACCAAGUGGGCAGAUACGCCACUCGGCAAGCGGAAGCACUGGCCCGAGUCACUGCAGAUGAUGGUCGCCAUCAUCAUGCGCUGGCCUACGCCGCUGGCGUUCUGGUGGGGCAAGGACUUGGUGUUCAUCUACAAUCAGAAAUACGCAGAUCGACUGCCCAACCAUCCAAGAGCGUUUGGACAAUCGGGAACAGUGGCAUGGGCAGAACUCUGGCCGCAUCUCGGGCGGUGGACAGAGGCCGCGCUCGACGGCACCCCAGUGAUCAAGGACAACGACCUGUCGCUGUACCCCAGCGCAGCGGGCGACACGCGCCGGCGCGAGUUCUAUCGCCGACACCAGUGGGUGCCCGUCACGGACGGCGAGGGCACGACGGCGCUGGUGCACUCGUGGCGCGACACGACGCGCGACUUUAUCAUCGGGCGGCGGGACCGCUUCCUCACCAACCUGGCACUACGGGGCGACCAGGCGCGCACGCAGGCACAGCACGAGCGCGAGCUCAUCGACGCGUUCGAGAACAACCCGACCGAGGCGCCCUUUGCGCUCAUUUACCGCGUCGAGUCGGAGCAGCUGUUCGACUCGCCAAACCACUUCAAAGCCAAGCUCAAGUACGCUGGCGGCGUCGGCGUGCCCUCUGGCCACCCGUCUGCGCCCGCAACGCUCGAACUGUCCAUCUCGCUUGACGGCUCGGAGCGGGGGGACGACUCGUCCCCGCCCUCGCCAGGCGCAGAGGACGGCAUGCGGCCCGUGUCGCCGAUGCCGCGCGACCUUGCCGAGGGAAACGAGCUGUGGCCGUUCGCCGAGGCGCUGCAGACGCACCGGCCGGUGGUGGUGCAGGACUGCUUUUCGCGGGUCGAGGGCUACGCCGUGCGUGUGUGGGACGAGCUGCCGUCCUCUGCUGUCGUCAUCCCCAUCUGCCGCAGGAUGGACCGCGACGUGCCACGCGGCGUCGUCGUCCUCGGCAUUUCCUCGGCCAACGCCUACGACGAGGACUACGCCAUCUUCGUCGACGACCUGCACAUGCUGCUCACCAACUCGCUCGGCGCAGUGCUCGAGAACGAGACGCAGCGGGUGUUGCAGGCUGAGAUCCAGGCGGCGGAGCGCGCGCGGGAAGCGCUGCUGACGAAUGUGUCGCACAAGCUGCUGACUCCCUUGUCGUUGAUAUCGGGGCCGUUGGAGGACCUGGCUGCCGAGCAAGUGGCACUGGCGCCGGCGGUGCGCGACGCGCUACACGUCGUCCAGCGGAACGUGUCCCGCCUGACGCGGCUGGUCAACAUGCUCGUGGCGGACAGCGCGCUCGAGGGCCGCCGGAACGCGAGCAAAUUCGGGCGCGUCAACCUCGGGCAGCUGACGCAGAACGUCGCCAAGCUCUUCGCGCCAGUAGCCAGUGCCGAGGGGAUCGACUUUGUCGUCGAGUGCGACGAGGCAAGCAGGCCAGUGUUUGUCGACUUGGACAAGUACGAGCGCGUCUUGUUCGUGCUGAUUGGCAACGCGAUCAAGUUCUCUCCGGGCGGCCGCGUGGCGCUGACGCUGCGGUAUACCGACACUGAGGUCGUGGUCACGGUCGAGGAUACUGGGUCGGGGAUCAGCCCCAGCGUGCUGGAUGAAAUUGCUGGUGCGCCGCUCGCUGCCGACGGAGUGACGAGGCGGCUGCGCGAUAGUACCGGCAUCGGCCUGUCGCAUGCCGAUAAGCUCGUCAACCUGCACCACGGCACGCUGAGCGUCAAGAGCAGUACGACAGGAGACAAGGGGACGACGUUUACGCUCACACUACGGCUUGGGAGCGACCACUUGCCGCUCGACAGCGUCGACAGCUCGCCCGUCGAGACGACAGGCAUCCAGCAGAUCCACCAGGCGCUCAUCGAGUCGCUGUCGAGCCACAGGCAGCUGCCGAAGCACGAGCUCGACCCGCGCCCGCCGACCGGCAUGUCAGUUAGCAAGAGCAGCCCCAACGCCGCGCCGUACUUUACGCCCAGCGACGUGGUCAUGAUCGUGGACAACGACCCCGACUCGAGCAGCUACCUGCGCACGAUAUUCUCGGUCCUGUGCCAAGUCGUGCUGGCGACGGACGGCGUCGACGCGCUCGCAAAGGUCAAAGACCGCGCGCCCGACCUCAUCAUUGCCGACGCCGUGCUGCCCACCAUGGACGGCUACGCGCUCGCGGCCGCCCUCAAGAAUGGCACGCGCGAGGAGCAGAUGGUGCCCAUUAUUCUUCUCACCUCGCGGGCGGAUGCGCACGAGGGCGUUGCGGACGACUUCCUCGCCAAGCCGUUCCACUCGCGCGAGCUCAUCGCCCGCGCGCGCAUGCACAUUCAGUGGGGCAAGAAGCGGCAGAGCCUCGAGGCAGCGUUCUUGGAGCGCACUGCCGAGAUCGAGACGUUGAACGAGAUCGGCAUCUUUCGCACGACCGAGGACGGCUGGGUCGUAUACGUCAACAAGACGUGGCACGUCUUGUCGAGCUAUCCCCAAGGCCAGCCCGUCAUCAGCUGGGGCGACUACAUCAUCCCCGAGGACCGCGAGUACGUGCGGCGCACGUGGACCGAGUUUCUCAACUCGAACGACGACACGGUCGAGCUCGAGUUUACGUGGAUCAACGGCACGACCAACUUUGCCAUUGCGACCCGGCUCAAGCCCAUCAACGGCACGCCGCCCGGCAUUCUUGGAUGCCUGAUCGACAUCACCGACCGCGUGCAGAAGGAGGCGCUGCAGAAGGACCGGCUGCUCGAGUCGGAGCAGCGCCGCAUCGAGGCCGUCGAGGCUAAGCGGCAGCAGGAGGAGCUGAUUGACAUUGUGUCGCAUGAAAUGCGCAACCCCAUCAGCAGCUUGAUGCAGAUAAGUAUCGCAAGUGGUCUUUGUCGACGCCGCACCAACCUCGUGACAUUGCAGCGAGAAAUCGAGGAGGCGACGCAGAGCGACAAGGGCCUGCAUCCCACCUCCGAUCUCAUGGCCGACCUCGCCGAGGACCUCGAGGCCCUCGACAGCAUCUACCAGUGCGCGUUGACGCAGGAGCGGAUCAGCAACGACGUGCUCUCGCUCGGCAAGAUCCAGAUGAACACGCUCGAGAUCAAGGAGUCCGAGUACGCCGUGCAGAGUGAGGCGCACCGACUCGUAUCCACCUUCCAGAGCGAGGCGCGCGCCAACAAGCUCGAGCUGCUACUCGACCUCGGGAGCAGCUUUGACCGCCUGCGCAUCCACAGCGUGUACCUCGACCCCGUGCGCUUCGGGCAGGUGGUGACCAACCUCGUGUCCAACGCGGUGCGGUUCACGUCCACGAGCCCCGUGCGACGGGUGCAGCUGUCGCUCGAUAUCGGGUUCCGCCGUCCAGAGGCGAACAGCUGCACCAAGCCUCCAGGCGACGACGGGCCCGAGGGGGGCCCAGUCAGCGAACACACCCCGCUGUAUCUGUUUGCCACGGUAUCCGACACUGGGCCCGGCAUGACACCGGCCGAUACCGAGGCCCUGUUCAAGCGCUUCACGCACGAAGGGUCCGAUAAGCAGACAGUCUUCGGCGGGAUCGGCCUCGGCCUAUUCGUGUGCCGCAAGCUUACGGAGCUUAUGGGCGGGCGUAUCGAAGUCGAGAGCGUGUACGGCCAGGGCACGACGUUCAACUUCUUUGUCCAGGUCCGCCCUCGGCUGAACCGACCCAAGCUGCCCCCCAAGACGCCUUCAAAGGCCACCAAGCUCCAGUGCAAGGCGCGCGUGCUGGUGGUGGAGGAUAAUGUCAUCAACUGCAAGGUGUUGUGCCGGCAGCUGGGUAUCGCCGGGGCUACGGUCCAGAGCGUCGUAAACGGCUUGGAAGCUUGGAACCUCCUGAGCGAGACGCAGAAGCCCGGCAGCAGCGCGCCGUUCGACUGCGUGCUCAUGGACCUCGAAAUGCCCGUGAUGGACGGGUACACUGCCACGCGGCUGGUGCGCGAGGCGGAAGCGACGGGUGCUCUGGACCGUACGGUCGUCGUCGCGCUUACCGGAAACGCGCGGCAGGCGCAGAUCGAGUCUGCUAUGGCCGACUUUGACGCCGUCAUCGUCAAGCCGUACCGGCUCGGCAUACUGCUCCGGGUGAUUGAAGUGUCGGCGGAUGUGGGCAGCGACGUGCCUGGGGACCGCGUCAAGCGCGUUGCCGAGGUCGUGGGGCAGAGCGGAGAGUAGGCAGGAAUGGAAUAGGAAG